AUGCCUGACUGGAGAAUUUACUAUCCCUCCGGUACCUUCACAGAACCUGAAGAGAGAGAAAAGCUCUCGCAGGAUAUCACCUCGAUAUACACCCGCUAUGGACUCCCUGCUUUCUAUGUGGUUGUCCUCUUCAUUGAGAUGCCUGCAGCUACUAUUUUUCGAGCCGGACUCCCAUGCCCAAUGAAAGGAAAGAAGCCUUUCAUCAGGCUUACAUUCAGCCACAUCGCCAGGCGCUUCCCUCCCGGCGAGAGCCCUGUGAGAACUCGUUUCAUGAAACUCGUCCACGAGGCCUUGAAGCCACAUAUUGCAGACAGGGGUUACGAUUGGGAAGUCAAUGGCGAGGAGCUCGAACGAGAGUUUGUACAUAUCAAUGGUUUGAGAAUCCCCCCUACCGACUCCGAGGAUGAGAAAAGGUGGUUCCGCGACAAUGAGCCGUCACCUUGGGGCCCUUAUCUCAAACAAAAGCUCUAA
Parastagonospora nodorum SN15 is the source of this 471-nucleotide messenger RNA. RefSeq lists its product as hypothetical. The record is from RefSeq and is a predicted model, not a curated record. The transcript is spliced from 2 exons. The coding region runs from base 1 to 471 and encodes 156 amino acids. NCBI's taxonomy places the organism in Eukaryota, Fungi, Ascomycota, Dothideomycetes, Pleosporales, Phaeosphaeriaceae.